Messenger RNA from Octopus bimaculoides (California two-spot octopus), 6154 nucleotides. RefSeq names its product histamine H2 receptor. The record is from RefSeq and is a predicted model, not a curated record. Gene Ontology annotation, cellular component: plasma membrane. NCBI's taxonomy places the organism in Eukaryota, Metazoa, Mollusca, Cephalopoda, Octopoda, Octopodidae. Gene Ontology annotation, molecular function: G protein-coupled receptor activity. Gene Ontology annotation, biological process: G protein-coupled receptor signaling pathway.
GAGAGUAAACGAAAAAGAAAUUAAUAAAAAAGAAAAGGAAAAAAGAACGAGGAGUGGGUGGUAAUUUUCAAAAUCUAUAAAUUCGGCAAAUUGAGAACAAAAAUGGGAUUGGUAGAGCGAACGGAUUGGUAAUUUAUGUUAAGGUUGGUCUUCCAUAGUUGAGUUUAUUCACGCCCUUCUCAUAAAAAAGUGAAAUAAGUCAGAAAUUGUUCGGGAUCUUUCAAAGUGUUAGAAAAAAAAAAAAAGAAAUACAAAAACGAGCGAAAAAAGGGGACACAAAGGACCUGGGCCGGCUGUAAACUUAUUCAGAAAAAAGAUACAAAUAUAUCUUCGUCGCACUCUCUCUCUCUCUCUGUUUCUUUCUUUCUUUCUUUCUGUGUACCCUGAAACAGACAGUCAGUUGGAACGAAUAGCAACGGCGGAGUACCUUACACAAUGAAUUAACGGGAAAAAACAAUUAUCAAUGAUCACAGCGAAGCCUUUUCUCCCCUAACACCUACACAAAGCCUGAAACUUUUAGAGUUGAGGCAUAAAGUCGAUGAAAAUCGAUCCAACUGUGCAGUUUACUGGCAGUUUAUUUGAUCAAUCCUAGGACGGAUAAUAUUGAUUUGCGCGGAAACAGAAGCCCAGAGCCUUUCUCUUUUUUUAUUAUGUAUAUUUUCGUUUCAAAACAAUAUACAAGGAAAUGAUAUCGGUAUCUUUAAUGGACCACGACAGGUUCUCACGAAAAAUACGUGCAUUCUUCUGUUAUCGGAUUUACCAAAAGAAGUGGUUUACACCCCUUCCUUUUGGCCCCUGAUUGCAGCUGUAAUCCAGUGUGUGAAUAUUUAUUAAGAAUUUUCCAAAAAUUUCAUGGAACUGGUGAUGACAUAAGGAAGUAGUAAGUGGCAGUGGUGGUGGUGGUGGUGCUGAUACCCAAUUUCAAACAGUAAAUCCUUCUGGACAGCACAAUGAACCAGUCAGAAUGUAUCGACCUGAAUUCCAACGACACUUCAUUGGAGAGCCCAUGGAAUUUGCCAGCAACCGUCAUUCUAUCCAUAGUUUCCAUCAUACUCAUGGUUUGUAUAAUCGUUGGAAACUUUCUUGUGAUCACAGUCAUCCUACGACACAAAGGGAUGCGCACCAGAACAAAUCUGUUCCUACUGAACUUAGCACUAGCAGACUUGCUUGUAGGAACACUAAUGGCACCGUUUACCCUUAUUACAAUCAUUUCUGGUAAGUGGAUCUUUGGAGAGCGGUUCUGCAACGUGAACGGCUUCAUGAAUGCGCUGUGCUACAUAACUUCUUGUCACACACUCAUGUACAUUAGUGUACACAAGUACUUUUCUAUCACACGCCCAUUCAGCAGGUUCAUCACCAUCUCACGCAUUUUCAUAAUGGUGGCUGCUGCCUGGAUUUGGGCGAUAUUUUGUGCCACAAUGACAAUCACCGGACUGACUAGUGUCUGCUUCAAAUAUGGUACUUCACAAUGCGGUCCUCUCUACCCCAACGAGAGGAAAAGCUAUAUUCACCAUACGAUUAUUCAAGUGACAGUUAUUUUAAUUCCACUGAGUGUUAUGGCAUUUACCUACAUCAGCAUGUACCGCGAGAUACGUGCUCAUACAAAGCGUCUACAACAGAACACCCGACUAAGGAAAGAUACCAUUUUAGCUCAACAGAAGAAAGUGAUCUUUACACUGUUUAUUGUGCUCGCCUGUUUCGUCCUUUGUUGGAUGCCUUACCAUAUAUAUUCCAUGUAUGUCUCGCUCAAUAAGUCUACGAGGAACUUUAACCCCAUCAUGAACCCAAUAGUUUACUUGUUUGCUUACCUGAACAGCGCUUGCAACCCAAUCAUCUAUGCCCUUCGAAGUGAAGCAUUCCGCAAAGGUUACCAAGAGAUUCUGUGCAUGAAAAAAGAAGUGAUAUUUAGUGAGGAUACGAUCCAUGAAAAUUCUUCACCGCACAUGUUCCGCCUUUUUAAUUCGCUUAAAACUGCAGGGAAUGGAAACAAGCCACGUCAAGGUUCCGUUGCAAGCAUACAGUCAAUCAACAGUAUUCCUGUUAAUCAAAUAAACUUAAAAGGUAGCUCAGUCAUUAAAAAGGAUGGUUCCGUAGUCAUUAUGAAAGACGGCAAAAUCGUGUGUGUACGUCAAAACCGUAGCAAUAAAAAACUGUCCGACAGUUCAAAUUCUUCAAGUUUUGAAGAGAAAAGACCUUCCCUUGCAAGCGUCCCCAGUGGUUCGGCAUUCAAGUUCAACAUCGGAGAUUUCUCAACUCUGGAUGAAUAUUCUGAAGAAAUCGAUGAUUCCGAUUCUUUAAAUACGUCUGACUCUUUCGGCCAAUUGAAAGACGCGCAACAUAACAAAAAAUUCUCUUUAGAUAGCAUCGGCGAAAAUGAAAGUGAGGAUCAAGUUUUCAUCUGUCCUGACGCUGAACAAAACUCUUACAAGGAAGGUUCUGGAAGGCAAAGACUCAGAUUUAAUUUAGAAGGAGAUAUGUCUCAAACAAAUCAUGAUGUAGAUGAUAGAGAUAGUGGAAGCUUAAGGGAGGCCAUAUCCCAGUCUUUAAGUUCAGAGAAUACAGCACCUGAUAGCACAACUUCCAACGGUUAUCUCCAUUAACAAAAAAAAAGCCAAAAAAGAAAAAAAAAAAAAUGCCAAAAUAAUUCAAAAAAGUUAUUGUGUUAUUGUUGUCUUAAUUUAUCCAAAAGUGUAAACAGCCAUGAAGAAAGGAAAAAAAGACCAGAAAAAAAUAAAAGAAAAAAAGGAAUCAUUUAUUUGUGUCUGUCUAUCUAAAGUGGCUGCAUCUUGUUUAAAAUUUCUUUAAACGCCAGCAAAUUGUUAGAUAUUUCGUAUCUUUCAGUAUGUAAACCUUAACCCUAACUCUAAUUGGAAUGUUGCUUCUAAUUUAUCUGCCCUUGCCUCUACUUAACUGUUGCUGAAUUCAACGGAUUUCAUAUGGCAUUUAAGAUUGCAGCAGUGCUUUUCAAAGAUUCUUUUAUAAUUCUGAAAAGACCAAAGAAAAAGAAAAAAAAGAAAAUCCACAUAUUUUUUUAUCUGUUUUUUUCAUUUCAAUUGGACAAUUUGACUAAUAUCCUCUUUGUAAGUUUUACAGCAGCUUCAACUGUACCACCAUCAUGUACAUGCAACUCUGCAUUCUAGAAGAGUGCAGUAUUAUGAAAUGCAGCUGCAUUGAUUAUACAUUGCUUUUUCGGGGUUUGGUUUACUGUUUCUGGCGUUAUUUCAGUGCUUCAUCUUUUAUGUAGACCACAUACAGUUUGAGAUGAUGUGUUAUCUUAUUGUGUGAUAUCUAUGUUAUCUGAUUGGUGUUAAGUGUUUCAGUGUAGAAUGUGGUGUUUCCCCUAUGAUUGGUGUUGCUUGUUUUACUACAAAAUACCAAAGACAUAGAUUAUAUUUCGUACACGGUUGUACUGUAUUAGACCUUUUGCAGCAGAGGUCUGUUAUGCAUACUCAAAAUUCCAUUAGCUGCAGAAAGCAGAUUUAUAUACCAUUCUCUUUGAAAAUUACUAUUUGUGAAUCUCACAACAAGAGAUAUUCAGCAACAGUACUUUGGAGUAAAGAUUGUUUGCCAACAUAACAUAGCAGUCCUUGUUUAGGACGAAUGUUGCUGUAAUUUAGCCCCUGGAGACAUCGUCUCCAGCUGGCUAUACAACAUGGUCUGUGUCCUUAUAUUUUCGGGGCUAAAUUGUGUCCUUGUAUUUAUGGGGCUAAAUUACAGCAACAGUCGUCCUAAACCAGGACUGCCAUGUUAUGUUGGCAGACAAUCUUUACACCAAUCUAUCUGUUGUUGAAAAAUAUUUUCAUGUGAGAUCUGUUGAGUUUAUUAAAUAACAUGACUCAGAGAAAAUACCAAUUCUCUUUGUUGUUAGACGUUUAAUAUAAUUGUUGGAAUAACAAUGGAUUUUGAUUUUGCAGUGAAAGCGUUAACGUGUAGAGCUAUGUAAAGCAUCAAUUUUGUAAAUUGUUGAUGUUAUAAUGUCGGAUAUCCUCUAUAAACAAGUUUGUGUUGUGCUGCUUUUAUUGGGUGACAUUUAUGUUGUGGCCAUUGUUUAGCAGCAAUUGUGUACAGUGUGUUUUCCUGCAUGUUGUGUUAUUUUAUUGGGCAGUUAAUGUAUAGGGCAUGUGUUGUAUGCAGGAUCUGUGUUGCUUCUGUUAUAAUAAGGAAAAGAAGGUGUUAUACAUAUGAUGUAGGAUUUACCCAACAAAACUACAUUUUCAACAUUAUGUAAUAUUGUGGGUCCAGGAUGGUUUGUGUAGUUUUUGUUCAUUAUUUUCAUCAUACCUAAUACUCUAAUUAUUACUGGUACUAUCAGUAUAUACACAUUUGAAACAACAGAGCUUAAAAUAGGAUAUAUAUAUAUAUAUAUAUAUCGUGUAUAACAUGCUCAUAUACAGUGAGUGCCCUGUGCACAUUUCGGUAUCAACCAGUGUGUUAUAAAUGAAUUAUGCAUUGCUGCUAUUGGCACUGAUUUCACUGUUGUGCUCCAAAUCCUGCUUAUUUCAGUUUCAAGAUCUUUGCAUAUUGACAAGAUUUCCACGUUCUUUCAGGCAAUGUUCUGGUCAGAAUGUGUCAAGAAUGUCUAUCAGAAUAAAAGCAUUUCCAAUCCAGUCCUUGAUUAUUAAAUCCAAACAGUUUGCAUUGAUCUCCUUUGUCAGGACGGAUUAUUGUCCCAUGUGAUUGUGGCCAGGUCAUCAUCAUGGACUGUGCGUCUUACAUAUUUAUACUACUUGUCCUUUUUCACAUUGAUGUGUUGACAUAUGGUCUAGAGGACAUAAUGCUCUAAUUAUUACUGGUACUAUCAGUAUAUACACACUUGAAACAACAGAACUUAAGAUAGUGAUAUACAUAACAUGCUUAUACACAGUGAGUGCCCUGCUCACAUUUCAGUAUUUAUCAAUGUGUUAUAAAUGAUAUAUACACUGCUGUUAUUGGCACUGUUUUCACUGCUUAUUUCAAUUUCAAGAUCCUCGCAUGGUUGUUACACUUCUGUAUUCUUGCUUGGAACUGUUUGCUGACUUGUUGCUAGAGCUAGUAUUUAUAUGGUUCCCUCAAAUGUUGGUCUUAUCAUGUCGGCUUCAUCUUCUAUCAUUUUUCUGUUAGGUUCUCCUCAGUAUUAUCUCUGCUUCAUCUGUUGAGCUGUAAGAUCUUGUUCUGUUUUUCUGCCAAGUGUAUGAUUGAGUGUAUAUUUUUAUUGUGACUGUGUAUGCAACUGAAUACGAACAGAACUCAGUUGAACCCCUUAAAAUGGCACCAGUUGUUGGGUGUCACUAUCACCAAGGAUGUCCCACUUUUACUCAUUUACUUGUUUCAGUCAUUUGACUGUGGCCAUGCUGGAGUACCGCCUUUAGUCGAGCAAAUCGACCCCAGGACUUAUUCUUUGUAAGUGUAGUACUUAUUCUAUCGGUCUCUUUUGCCGAACUGCUAAGUUACAGGGGACGUAAACACACCAGCAUCGGUUGUCAAGCGAUGUUGGGGGGACAAACACACACACACAAACGUAUACACACACAUACAUUAAUAUAUAUAUAUAUAUAUAUAUAUAUAUAUAUAUAUAUAUAUAUAUAUACCGAAGCUUUGUGAUUGAAUCUGGAAGGCAGAAGUUAUUGCCAUGUAUGUAUAUGUGUGUGUAGGUGCUUGUGCCUCUCCGAGAGAGAGAGAGAGGGAUAUACACACACACACACAUGCUUUGCAAUCCACAAUGUUAUAUAUAUAAGGAUAUUAUUAUUCACAAUUUACAAUAAUAUCAGUUGCUAGCAUGUGUAAAAAAAAAGCCAUAAAGGUAGAAAUUAUUGAUUAAUAAUGAAGGGUACCACUGGUAGCACCAGCAUGUUAAAGAUAGCAGUUGAAACAAUUCAAAACCACAGUUUUCACUUGUAACACAAUGGUGAAGUCAGAGGUACAAGUAAAACUUUAAGACCUUGUAGCAUUGACAAAAAUAAUCGUAAAUGAAAGCCAGACAUACCCAUAUUAUAUGUAUAUAUGUAUAUGUAUCUAUGUAGAUAUGUAUCUGUGUGUGUGUUUGUGAGUACCUUUGCUUUGUCAAGACUUGUGAUAGUUGUAAAUGAGCAUCAUCAUCAUCAUCAUCACCAUACAGGUGAGAUUAAUUUUAAUCCUUCAGUUCUCUAUAUAUGUGUGUAUGUAUAUAUAUAUAUAU